AUGCCCCCUGGUGAACUUCCAGCCAGCCUGGUCGCUGGCAAGCCCACGCCGACGGUCAAUACGUCUGGUUACGGAGGCAAUUACCAGAAGAAUACGCCGACUUCUCCUGAAGACAGUUUGAUCCCAUUCGACUCCCCUACAACGCGCACAGGCGGUAAUCAUAGUCCACUUGGCCAAGAGGAACCUCGCUCGGGUCGAGGUCUUGAGCCAGAUCCAACCUCAUUUCGCGAGCGCUCCAACGCUCGGGAUCGAUCGCGUGCCAAUGGUCGACCUCACAAUAAAUCACCAGGCUCGUCGCGGGUAUGCCAGAAAUGUACAGAACCCUUAACAGGCCAGUUCGUACGUGCUUUAGGCGGCACAUUCCAUCUUGAGUGUUUUAAAUGCGAGGAUUGUGGGGAAAUCGUUGCCUCCAAGUUCUUUCCCGUGGACUCUGAGGAUCGGAGCUGCCAGUUCCCACUGUGCGAGAAUGACUACUUCCGACGAUUAAAUUUAUUGUGUCAUGAGUGCGGCGGCGCCCUUCGCGGAUCGUAUAUUACGGCCUUAGACCGCAAAUACCACAUCGAACACUUCACCUGCUCAGUAUGCCCAACGGUAUUCGGCGCUCAGGAUUCAUAUUAUGAACACGAGAGCAAAGUCUAUUGCCAUUUCCAUUACUCGACUCAAUUCGCACAACGAUGUCACGGCUGCCAUACUGCGAUUCUUAAACAAUUUGUCGAGAUCUUUCGAAAUGGCCAAAAUCAGCAUUGGCAUCCUGAAUGUUACAUGAUUCAUAAGUUCUGGAAUGUCCGCCUAGCUCCUGCUGGCCAAACCUGGGAACCUCCUCCAGUGGAUGUCGAUGCGACCCCCGAGGAACGGGAGCGUAUUCGGCAGGAGGAAGACAUGAUGGAAGAAAAGGUCUACAACAUUUGGAGCACACUCUCCACCUUCGAAGAGUCUUCUGCAGCUUGCAUAUCCGACAUGCUUUUACAUGUCAGUAACGGAGCAUAUUUCGACGGAGUCCUUGUGGCGAAGAGGUUCAUCGCUCAUGUUGAGAUCUUAUUCGCCGCUGUUGAUAAGCUGGCCGCUUUCAUCAAAUCUCACGGCGUGAAAGAGUUGACGUAUGGCCGGGAAGCGAAAUUGCUUUGCAAGAAAAUUGUGGCAUUUUUCGCGCUCUUAUCAAAGACCCAGGAGACAGGGGUUCAAAAGCUUGGUGUGACUCAAGAGCUUCUUUCGCUAGUGACUGGUCUUGCCCACUACUUGAAGCUUCUCAUCCGGAUUGGCCUCCAAGGAGCUCUCAAGCUCGAACGUGAACAAUCCGCCCCUGAUGGCUUGAACGAUUUUCUAGGUUACCUAGCAGACACUGCAUCACUCGCACCCCCUGACGAUGACGCCCCAGUCGAUCUUACAUUCGGCGUAGAGGGUCUCGCAGAUCAGCUCUCAGAUUGCUGUAUCAAGUGCAAAGAGCCUAUAGACGACGAGUGCAUUAUUUUGGACGAGAAACGUUGGCAUCUUAAGCCCCCUCAUGUCUCCUGCUCUUCAUGUGAAAAAGACUUGACAGUGGAUCUCUCUGAUGCCCUGUGGAGUGAGAGCAAGAAGAAUACCUACUGUUCAGCCUGUGCGAAUCAACAAAACGUCGCAUCUAGCGCCCAAGGCGGCUUUGCUCAUGUGACUAAGCUGCAGCAAUUUGUGUUCCUCUUACAAGUUGCCCUUGCUCGACUCCUCGCAGUACUUCGUGCCGGUGGAACAUUACCUCAAUCAUCAGAUGAUCCUAACUUCUAUGACCAUCAAAGCAAGGAUGGCCGCCGUGCCAGCAUCCGCCCGCAAUCAUAUGCAGGUGGCCGACAAGGCCAGGAGGAGUCGUCUCUGGAGCAGACCGUCGGUGAGAUGCGGCGCCUUCGCUCGAUUAGGAAUGAAAGGGCCUUGUCUACAACGUACAGGACAGCUCGUGCCUCCAGGAUUAUCGACGGUCCUGAGGGUAGAAGUGUUCGGCCCGGGUCUUCUGGUAACGAUGGGAGUGACCCCCGUGGUCCCGGGUUCCAGAUUGUCGAAGAGCGGGACGCCAAUGGUGAUACUGUGAAGGAUUUGACUUUCGGUGCUCAGGAUGCUCUGACCUUGGAUGACAUCCCACGUAUAGUUGCAGCUGAACAGGCUAAGGAACAGCGCCCCAAUGCUUACAAGCACGCUGGUUCAAAGCUGGUGGGAGUUCAGGAACCCAUGCCUGUCUACAAGCCCGGCCACCGGCAUGGUAUUUCGAGUGACGUCGACGCCCUGAUGGGACCGGCCAGCCGUGGCAAACGCUACUUUUCAGAACUCACUGCUCUAGAAUACUUUAUUGUUCGCCACGUCGCCGUUUUGUCCAUGGAGCCACUUUUGGAAGGCCAGUUCACCAUGGAGGAACUGCUCUCUCUUAUUGAAUCGCGAAAGCCAACUAUCUGGAACAUUUUCGGGCGUGCUUUCAAGGAUAAUAAGAAAGUUGGUAAGAAGAAGGGAGUCUUCGGUGUCAACCUUGACUUCUUGGUCGAGAAGGAAGGAACCGAGUCCAGUCAUGGGGUCGGUCCCGGAGCGUUACGAAUUCCGGCGCUCGUGGAAGAUUCUGUCUCUGCGAUGCGCCAGAUGGACAUGUCCGUUGAAGGUGUUUUCCGAAAGAACGGUAACAUUCGCCGCCUAAAGGAGAUCUCAGAAUUGAUAGAUACCAAGUACGAGCAAGUCGACUUGACCAAGGAGACUCCGGUACAGAUUGCUGCACUGUUGAAGAAAUUCCUUCGCGAAAUGCCUGAUCCUUUGAUGACAUUCAAACUACACCGUCUGUUCGUUACGGCGCAAAAACUCCCGGAUCCAGAGAAGCAGAAGCGAGUUCUUCAUCUUGCGUGUUGUCUGCUCCCCAAGGCCCAUCGCGAUACCAUGGAAGUUCUCUUCUCCUUCCUCAACUGGACCUCUUCAUUUGCGCAUAUUGAUGAAGACACUGGAAGCAAGAUGGACAUUCACAACCUUGCCACUGUGAUCACUCCUAAUAUCCUCUACCCCAAUACGAAGUCGAGCACAGUGGAUGAGAGUUUCUUAGCCAUCGAGGCAGUGAAUUCGCUCAUCACGUAUAACGACAAUAUGUGCGAGAUCCCGGAAGAUCUACAAUCCAUUCUCAGCGAUCCCACUUUCUUCAAGGAGAACGCUGAAGUGUCUACGAAGGAUAUCCUCAAGCGAUAUGGAGACAUUGCUCGCGGCAGCUUCUCGCAACGACCCGAAAAUGGAGGCGAGACAUUCACCAUCAACAACUCCAGCAAGCACAACAACAAUGCGACAUCAGCUCGUAUUGAAACUGAUCCGUCGCAGGAUGCUGCUUGGCAAAUGCAGAGCUCGGUUCGUCAUGUCCCUGGGCCAGGUGGUAGUCACUCGCAUUCAUCGAGUGCCGUAAAUCAAGCUGGGUUUGAUUUCGGGCCUAGUCCCCAGCCGGUCUAUCGCCAACGCAGUGCUAGCAAUGGUAGCCAACAAGAUGCGUCGGAGGGUCAACCGCAGGGCGUUCCUUACAGGCCUCGUCCAAGCGCUGGUGCCAUGGGCGUUACUGGCUAG
Penicillium chermesinum is the source of this 3543-nucleotide messenger RNA. RefSeq names its product GTPase-activating protein LRG1. The transcript has 5 exons. Gene Ontology annotation, cellular component: cytoplasm. Gene Ontology annotation, biological process: actin cytoskeleton organization; signal transduction. The coding region runs from base 1 to 3543 and encodes 1180 amino acids. NCBI's taxonomy places the organism in Eukaryota, Fungi, Ascomycota, Eurotiomycetes, Eurotiales, Aspergillaceae. The record is from RefSeq and is a predicted model, not a curated record.